Messenger RNA from Andrographis paniculata, 1336 nucleotides. RefSeq lists its product as uncharacterized. NCBI's taxonomy places the organism in Eukaryota, Viridiplantae, Streptophyta, Magnoliopsida, Lamiales, Acanthaceae. The record is from RefSeq and is a predicted model, not a curated record. The transcript has a single exon. The coding region runs from base 168 to 1187 and encodes 339 amino acids.
UUCGUUUAUUCGUUGUUCUACUGGUUCUUCUUCUUCGUCUAUAUGUACGCACGCAGAUCCCGUCCCCAUUUCCCAUCUGAAUUCUGAAGCUUAACUGCUACAACACCUACUGCUGCAAAGCUCAACAACAUUCGCUUGAUUGCUUGAUUGCUUCGUCUCCUUCACCUAUGAAGGCUUCAAUCAAGUUUAGGGAUGAACAGGCGCCGUUGAUGAGGGCUAAAGUCCCUCUCAACAUUCUCAAUUUGCCAUUCCAGUCUGGGGUUUCCGCCGGCGAAUCCAAGGAGUUAUCUCUAAAUCUCAGCACGUUCUUCGAUUCCGGUCCUUCUCUCAAAUUCUCCUACCGUCCGAAUGAUUCCCACAACCCUUUCAGCUUUGUUUUCAAAACGGGGAUCGGGAAUUUCGGCUCCCCCAACAAAAGCCCUCUCACCAUGAGCGCCGAAUUUAACCUAAUUGGAAAUCAGAACCCUAGCUUCUUCAUCCACUUCAAGCCCGAUUUCGGCGAUUUCUCCCUCAAGAAAUCGCAUUCAUCGGGGCUUGUCAAGGGAUUUGGGGAGAAAUUGAGCGGCGGAGCUGUUGGGGAGGACAAUUUCAUCAACAACGGGUAUUUGAAGGGGACUGGUUUUCUUCCGGUGACGGUUGAAUCGAAGGCCGCGGCGGGGCAGGCGUUGGGUCGGCUGGUCAAAGGUACGGAAAUGAGCGCCAAAACAGCCAUGCCACUGCGGGAUUUCGCGGUGGUGAACUGCCGAUGGGGGCUUAGGUUUCCACCACAGGAGGCGGCGAUGGCGGAUGAAAUGGACGCUGUGGUGGUGGGGAGGAAGGGGAGCAAUCGGAUGGCUGGGAUUAGGCUGCCGCUGUUGGUGAUGAACAAAAUUGGGAUAGAACACGUGAGUAAAUCAAAUUCGAAGGGGAAGAAAUCGGGGGGCGAUGAUACGUAUGAGAAUCUUGGGAAGAUGUGUACAGAGGUGAAGAAACAGCUGGAGGUAAUCCAAGGUGAGAAUGGGUUGUUGAGUAAGGCGCUGAGUGAAUUGAGAUCAGAUAUGGCUGCCGGAAAAAUGGAGUUUCUGCUGUCUGAUCCUCAACGGGAGAAGUAUCCGAGGAGCAGUGGGGAUAAGAAGUCAUUGUCGGCGGCGGCGGCAGAAGCUGGCAAAGAAGCUAACAAUGGAUUGAAAGGUGCACAAAAUAAAUGAUUGAUUUGUGUUUGUGUUUGUGUUUGUCCAUUGAUUCAUAUAUGGAUGGGCAUUGAGUUUUGAUCAAGCUUGUUGCUUUCUUUAUUGAAACGAAUCAUGUCAUGCCUGAGCUUCAUCUAUCUAUCUAUCUAUCUAUCUGGUUUUGCUUU